This is a messenger RNA of Trichoplusia ni (cabbage looper), 2654 nucleotides long. Its product is annotated as zinc finger protein 2 homolog. Gene Ontology annotation, cellular component: nucleus. The transcript has 3 exons. Gene Ontology annotation, molecular function: zinc ion binding; DNA-binding transcription factor activity; RNA polymerase II cis-regulatory region sequence-specific DNA binding. Bases 141 to 2279 code for a protein of 712 amino acids. The record is from RefSeq and is a predicted model, not a curated record. Lineage: Eukaryota; Metazoa; Arthropoda; Insecta; Lepidoptera; Noctuidae. Gene Ontology annotation, biological process: regulation of transcription by RNA polymerase II.
UCAAAACUAUAUCUAUCAAGACGCCACAUCCGUUGCUCAGUCGUCUCCAUUUUGAACGCUCGUCUCUUGUCUAUAAUUUUGAAUAGAUCGUCUUUAUGGGCAUGGUGUAACUGGUUGGAUAAUAAUGUGCGUCUAUUGAAAUGGAUACGUGGUCCGAUCUUUGCCGCUGUUGUUUGUCUGCCAAUUGCGAAGUGUCACUCCUAGAUUCGGAGCAGAAUGUAACUGACAAGUUUCUUGAAGUUACUACGAUCGAGGUUAAGGAAGAUGAUGGUUUACCCCAGAAGCUAUGCUCAGAUUGUUACGCCAUCAUGAAUUCUGCUUACCAAUUCCGGAAACAGUGCAUCAAAAUGGAUAAUGAGCUGAAACUGCAGCUCAAUGCUUUACUAGACAUAACAAAAAUUGAUAAAACCCCGCCCGAUUUUACUGAUGAUAUAAUUGGUGAUGAUGAAGACAUCGGAAGUGAUCCGAUGAAGCAACUCGCAGCCAUCAUCAAAAAGGAACCAACAGACAGUGAUGAUGAUUGCUAUUAUGUCCUGGUUAUUGAUGAUCCCAAAGACAAAGAUAAGGAAGACAAGGUGGAAUUAUCGAAUGUGAAAAUUGAAAAGAUGGAUCAUGAAAAUGAAGUUGCGUACAGCCCUGAGAAACAAACUCAGAGUCAGUUUGAAGAUUCUAUUGAAUCGUUUCUCAUGUCCAACACCAAGGUAUCAGCUAAUGUACCAGCAACUAUUCUAGAAAAUGAAGAGGGACAGGAAAAUGAUGAACUGGAUGGUGCUAUGAACAUUGAUGAGAAUCAAGACAGCAUGAAUCAAGAUCAGAGCCUAGUACAAAUGGAAGAUUCUAAUGACAAUCAAAUAAUAGAAACUAUUUCUUCAGACGUCAUCAAAGAAAUACCGAAUUCUAAAAACUUUAUUAAAAUCUUAACUACAACUGACUCAGAUGGAACUAUCUUGUUGAAGAGUAAUGACAGGAUACAAUAUUUGACGGACUCCCAGUUAGUGAAUGAAGAUGAAGACGGUGACCCAAUGUCGCAAGAAGUUAUAUUCUGCGAAGGUGAUGACUCCUCACAGUUCCAAAUUUUGAAGUAUGAUGGGUCAGAACUGGUGAUAGAAUAUGCUGAUGAUAGCCAAAUAGCUACAGUUCUGCAACAAGAAGAUGGUACCUUCUUAUGUGACUGUGGAGAGCAAUUUGAAGACUUGGCUGAUUACGAAAAGCAUCAGUAUAAACACAAUCCCGCAGGAGAACACUUGUGUAAUCUGUGCGGCAAAGGCUUUGAAUCUGCAGAGAUACUGACAGGACACAUGUUACUACACAGCAGUACAGGCCUGCUAAUAACUUGCCCAUUCUGCAACCAACUCAUCAGACGUAAUGCCCUAACACAACACAUCAAAUAUGGCCACAACAAUAUAAAACCCCGUUGCAACAUCUGCUUCAAGACAUUUGCUAACCCGAACAACUUGAAACGUCACAUGAUGAUACACAGCGGUAUCCGAGAGUUUGAGUGUGACAUCUGUUUCAAAAGAUUCCAUCAGAAGAUUACAAUGCAGACACACAGGCUGACACACAUGAACCCAUUCUCCUGCAACCAGUGCGACAAGACUUUUGAGAGUAAAGCAGCACUAACCAGUCACAAAGAAUCUGAUGAGUGUACUAAAUCUAAAGUAAUCAAAGUUAAAGAGGAAUUAAUGAAGACUGUGAAACAAGAAAUUACGACAAAUCUCGGUAAACUCCUAGGCUAUGCAUGUUCACUGUGCAAGAAAAUGUUUUCAGUGGAAUCAGCUUUGGAGCAACAUAUCGAGAGCUCCCAUAUUGUGGAUCCGACAGAGUUGCUUUGCUCGGAGUGUGGUGAUGUGUUGCCUUCUAAGAAGGACAUGCAAACUCACAUAUUGACACAUAAGAAUCUAAAGGUGAAGAAUGCAAAACGGUUUGAAUGUAGCAUUUGUGGUAAAGGCUGUUCCAGCCAAGCCAUGCUAUUGAUGCAUGAACGAGUGCACACCAACGAGAGGCCAUUCCCAUGCCAGUUGUGCUCCCUACGGUUCAAAACGAAGACUCACCUGCGUACCCACCAGUUAACUCAUACAAGGGAAAAGAAGUUUGGUUGUUCUGUUUGUAUGAAGUUCUUUGCACUAAAAGGUAAUUUAGUUGUGCAUCUACGGACGCAUACUGGUGAACGUCCAUAUGUGUGCUCAUUGUGUGGCGAAGCUUUCAUAGACUCGAAAUAUCUGAAGAAGCACAAACUAAAGAAGCAUGCUAUAGAAAAUGUUCCGUGGAAUCAGUACUAGGCACACUAAAGUAUCAAGAAAUGUCUCCAUAUUAAAUAUGAGAUGCUUUUCGUAUUAUGUGAAAACUUAGUCCAAUGUCAGGCAUUCUAGAUAAUUCUAUAUGAGGAUUAAUAACAUCCCUUUAUCAUCGCAAUACUUGUUAUGAAGUGGAUAUUAUCCAUACAAUUUUUAUUAAACUGUCACAUACAUAGUAUAUUAAUAGUUACACUGUAUUUCUAUGUAUAAGUUUCUCAACUUUCUGCUCAAACUGUUCGUUUGGACUUAGUUUAAUGAAACACAUAAUAAUUAAUUGUAAAAUGUAUACAUUAUUUGGAAGAUGACCAAAGGUAAUGAAUGUAUAUGAAUUAAAUCUUUACGAUGUUCUAUAAUAUUGCA